Molecule: messenger RNA, 2547 nt
Organism: Odontomachus brunneus
Lineage: Eukaryota; Metazoa; Arthropoda; Insecta; Hymenoptera; Formicidae
Exons: 8
Coding region: 193-1557 (454 amino acids)
Biological process (GO): positive regulation of protein localization to cilium; regulation of cytokinesis; positive regulation of cilium assembly
Cellular component (GO): midbody; ciliary basal body; centrosome
Source: RefSeq, a predicted model, not a curated record
GGGCGCAUAUUCACCUAACCCCAACCUAACCUCAACUGUACCGAACGUCAGCAGUGAUCGUAGGCGCGUACACACAGUGACAAACGUCAAGCGCGCACUCGGCAAGAGAACGCGAACUCGUAGGCUAACGCGACUUUGUUGCGCUUUGUUGAAUGAUUCAUUCGCGUUGCGUGGACCGCGUGGACGCGAAUUAUGGCGCACCGUAAAAAGACUACGAGCCACGACGAGUCCUGCCAUCGAUCGUCGUCGUUACGAAAAAACUCGAAACACUACGUCGCCGACGCCGAGCAUGUCGUCUUCUCAUCGUCCUCGUCGUCCGACGAGGAAGUGGCAGCCGUUUGCCGCGGCGGACGCCGAGACUCGUCAUCGACGGAUCAUUUUGUCAGAAGUCGCGGCGACGUCGUCGUCGCCGAGCAGCCGACAGGUCAGGAGAGCCGAGAGCGUCGCGAGAGCAAUCCCUUCAGUUUCAAGGUCUUUUUGAAGAACGACACGCAGAGCGGCAAUUCCUAUCACAAUACCGGAGCGCGACCAAAGGUGUACUAUACACCGGCGUCGAGUCCUGGCAGCCACGAGGCCACUAAGGAGACCGGGGUUUACUCCUCCCGAAAUCCUACGGAACUUCCAGACUUUGUGCAGGAUCACUUGGUCAUAGAGCAGUGUUAUCUGAACGAACCAGCCGCGCAGCAGGUGCUGCUCGACGUGGACAAUCUUCCGGACUUUGCUCUGAACAGCAUGGAACAGCAGAGGCAGCCGCGACUGCGAAGCGAAAGCGGCAAGAGGGACGACUCCAGUGUUCUGUGCGAUCUGCCGUUUGAUCUCACCGGCAUGCUGGACAAGGGCUUGCCUUCUCACAGAGAUCGUUCCAAUCACUUGGACCUGCCUACCUUCGAAAGAUGUCCCACGCUCGCUUAUCGUCCUGAACCCGCAGACUUUCCCUUUGACUUGCCGCUGCCCCUUCCCGGCAGCCACGAGGCACGCGUCGGUACCGGUGCGAGUGCGAACACACGGGACGAGCCGCCAACGAGCGAAACGAGCGUCCACAAGUCUUUGCCGGACUUUUUGAGCGACGGUCCUAUACACAACAGAACGACGGAUGCGGAACCCAAGUCGAGCAUGACGGAAUCUACGGAAAGAUGGCUCUCGCUCGAAAACGAAAGAUUACGUCGUGAAUUGGAUACCGCUCGAAGGCAAAUCACCGAAAAAACGGACAGGAUUCGUUCGUUGGAGGUUGAACUGCUAUCCAGACAAGAAGUCGAGCACGAGGAAACUGCGCACUUGGAAAAGGCGAUGGAGCAGGUUGAAGAUAAUUUGAAGCAGAGUACAAAGAGAGCAGUCAACGCUGAAAGCACCGUCGCAUCACUGAAAAAGGAAAUUAAAGCUUUGACGAGAUAUCCCUCUUGCGGUUGGAGAACAGCGAACUUCGGGCCGGUGUUGCAGCAACAACGGGACAAGGCGAGUCGAGCGCAAAUGCUGCCAAUACCAAUCGUACCGUCAAAAGACUCGCCCGGGAUUUAUUCGCAGCUGCGUCGUCGGCCGAAGUGUCGCUCAGACAACUGAUGUCCGGUGUGGACAAUCUACGAGUCCUCGCGUCGACUUUAGAGAACGUGGAUAGGAUAAAAGACUGGACCAAAGACUUUUUACCUGACUUUGAAGAGGACAAUGCCACCGGUCCCGCUGUAUAAUGAGACUCCCUACGUGUAUAUAUAUGUAUAUACACAACACACGUAUACACACACACACACACACACACACACACACACACAUAUAUAUACGUUGUAUACAUUUGUAUUUUCGCACUAUCCCAUUUUUGUCGCUCCUCCGUGUAUCCUACCGUUAUCUCUACGCCAGGUGUUUCGCUGUUGUCGCGAAAACUAGUUGCGUCAGCGACAACUGUUAACCGUUUCCUCGCCGUUCUAAAACCGAAUAUCCAGACGGAUUUGCAUAGUCGCAUUAUGCGUGCAUGACGCGUGUAGCGAUUGUACUUUAGAUUUGUAAUUAGCCUAAAAUGUAGAAUGCGGCCUUUGAUUUCUUUGUGCGUGCACGUUGUGCAGCUACGCGACACCGUCCGGACUUGAUGCGUUGUGCAACGUCGCGCGUCUGCGAGUGCAAUGAGGUAUACACUCAUCCGAUCCAAUCUUGUUAUCUGCGUUCGCAGAAUUAAAUUCCCACUUUUCACUCGUGUAAAACCGUGUAAAACCGCCGCCCAUACGACUCGACAACACAAGCGACGUGAUCGCUCUGAACACGCGUAAAUACAUAUUAUUUAUAAAGCAUUCGUGACAAAUUUUUAUAUUUUUGCGUUUGUGAAUAGUCUGUGAAGACUUGUGCUUACUCGUUACCAUGACACAAAAAUGUACAUGUAUUUCUUAUACGAUAUAGAUUUCUACGCGGUCUCUCUUUCACGAUUUUCAAAGGAAUAUAUUUUCUUAGUUGUAUAUUGUUGUACAUGCGAACAAAACGAAAACAAAAAAAAAAGAAAUGAAUGUAUGAAUUCAGAAUCACAUCGUAAUUUCGAAUCUCGUAACAGUGCAAAAUCAAACGAAAGAA